Molecule: messenger RNA, 6204 nt
Organism: Saccostrea cuccullata (small rock oyster)
Lineage: Eukaryota; Metazoa; Mollusca; Bivalvia; Ostreida; Ostreidae
Product: activated Cdc42 kinase-like
Exons: 21
Coding region: 385-5046 (1553 amino acids)
Biological process (GO): protein phosphorylation
Molecular function (GO): protein tyrosine kinase activity; ATP binding
Source: RefSeq, a predicted model, not a curated record
AUUAAAAUAUAUAGAGCAUUAGUAGGCUGAGCAGUAAUUAAUCUGCUUUGCAAAAGGAAUAUAGUAGUGUUGUGUCCAAAUAUAAAUAUUUUUGGCCAGUCUGUGGCUGCUGUUUGUAUUUCCAUUGGAUUGCUGCCGCGGUGUGACAGUUUUGUGUUUAUUGUAGUCAGCGUCUGAUGUGGAAGUAACUCGUACCUGCUCAUUGGUAGUCCAGACAAAUUCAAGCUAAUCGUGUGAAAUUUCUUGAAGAUAUCUUUAACAGUUUGUGCUAGAGGAUUUCUAUUAAUGUGAUUGGUGCAAUUCUGUGGAUUCAAAGGUAGCCACUGAACAAAAUGUCCAGCUUCUGACAGUCAGCUGAUCAGGUCAGUCUAACUGUCUGUGACAAUGGGGACAGUUAGGGAUUUGCACGAUUUCCUGGAGGAGGCAGAGCUUCUUCACUACUACAGCGCCCUCUGUAAUCAGCUGAGGAUCAACACCGUACCUCAACUCAAGUAUGUGGAGGAGGAGGACCUCGCAGGAAUCGGCAUGUCAAAGCCCGAAAUGAGGCGCCUCAAGAAAAUGUAUAAAAAAGAAUGUCCACACGGAGCUCUCGGGAAAAUCAAAAAGGCUAAAGACGCAGUAAGACGCGCCUCCAUACGACUUACUGGAGGGAGUACUCUAGAUUUAUCAAAGGAUCCAGAGGCCAUUCUAACUCGGUCUGAUGGACCAAAUCGCACCCUCAGUCCCUCCCCCCCAGAACAGAGGUCACGACCCACAUCAUACAUCGUAUCACCAGGGAGACAGAUCAUCCCAGCGGAGGCAAUCCACAUCAAUAAAACUCUUGGAGAGGGGGAGUUUGGGGUUGUACAGCAAGGAGUCUGGACAACAGAGAGAGGCGAGAAGGUCCAGGUGGCAUUAAAAUGUCUAAGUAAGGAUCGUAUGGAGAAUGGGACCCAGGAAUUCCUGAAAGAGGCAGCCAUUAUGCAGACCAUUGAUCAUGAGAACAUUUGUGCAAUGUUUGGGGUGGUCAUUGAUAAAGAUGACACUCUCAUUUUGGUGACUGAAUUAGCUCCUAUGAGAUCACUCCUUGAGUGUUUAAAAGAACCAACUCUUAGAUUAGACUUUCCCUUAUCCAGAUUGUGUGAUUUUGCUCAACAAAUUUGUGAUGGAAUGAGUUAUUUGGAAAGUAAACGCCUUAUUCAUAGGGAUUUAGCAGCUAGGAAUAUUCUGGUGUUCAGUAAACACAAAGUGAAAAUAAGUGACUUUGGAUUAUCUCGAGCCUUAGGUAGAGGGAAAGACUACUACCAAAGCAAAUACAGUAUUAAUCUCAAACUGCCCAUUGCAUGGUGUGCCCCUGAGUGUAUAAAUUACCUGAAGUUCACAUCAGCCAGUGAUGUUUGGGCUUAUGGAGUCACACUAUGGGAAAUGUUCACAUAUGGAUUUCAACCAUGGGCAGGACUAAAUGGGCAAGAGAUCCUUGAGGCAAUAGACACACCUAACUCCCAGCGGCUAGAGUGCCCUGACCUUUGCCCUAAGGACUUCUAUGAUCUCAUGCUGAAGUGUUGGUAUCACGACCCUCAGAAGCGACCUACUUUUGGUGAAAUCAGCAUCCUGCUUCCUCAGAUGAGACCCAUCACAAUGAAGGCUUCCAGGGAGUUCCCUGAAGUCACAGUGCCAAAAGAUUAUCUCUACUAUAAAGCUAAUGAUGUGGUCUAUGUCAUUGACAAAAACACAUCAAACAGUCCUGCACCUGGGUUAUGGAAAGGUGUUUUAAGCAAUGGAAAAUCAGGUUAUUUUGAUCCAGUCAAUUUUGUCCCCUUCAUAGAAACCCGAGCUAGUCCAGCCAGCCCCUCCACUAGAACACAACUAACACGCAAAGAGUCCAAGAGAAACUCCAAAGCCAAAUUAUUGAGUGCCGCCAUGAUUAGUGGGCCUCAGAAUGACCUUCGACACACGGGUCACAUAGGUUAUGAUGGAGCUGUAUUUGGAGAUGUCUCAUUUAUAGGAGAUAACUAUGACAAACUGCCGCUCAAAGUCUCAAGCACAGGGAAACUAAAUGAAAUUCAUAGAAUCAGCCCUGAUAAGGAUGGCACGAUGAACGGACAUCUAGGAUCAGGCCACUCUUGCAUAGAGAAAGAGAAAACGAUAAGCCAGGAAUCGAUAGACAGUACAUUUGCACUCAAAAGUGAUGAAAACCCCAACAAGAACUUAGAGUACACGGAUAUUGAUGAUGAUUCAAUUUUUGCUGAUUUCAAAAUGCCAGAUAUAUCAAGUUCAUUUGACUUUGGACCUUCAUUCAUGGAUGAAGUUCUAAAAGCCUUGAAUGAAAAAGAGGCCAAGUUGGAAUCCCCAGAUAAAGAGACGACCCCUCUACAGGGGAGUCCCAGGCCUGAGUGGGAGGACACGCGGGAGAAGAAACAAUCCCCGCCCCCUCUACCUACAAUGCCCCCCAGGAUGGACACAAAACGUGAGACCCCUAAGCCUGAGCCCCGGAAACAAGCUAAGGUCAAACCAAUGUCAUCUGCGGAUGAAAAACGAAUGGAAAGUGCAAUAGCAAUGGCUAAUGAAUUCGCUGCACACAGCACCAAAUGUCACAUGAUCGAUGCACAAAGCCCUCCCACUUCUCCUAUCAGUGACAAAAACAUUUUCGACUCUGAAAGUUCUGAAUCUCCUAAACUUAUGAAGAAAUUAAAGAACUCCAUUAAAAGGAGUCCAAAAGUAGAAAGAAAAAGAACAUUUUCUGAGGAAAUGUCUAAUAAAACUGACUUAGAAGAGGAUGUUCCUCCAGAAGCCCAAGAAGCUUAUAAUAUGUUAGUGGUAAGAGGUUCCAUGAAAGACACUUCAAAGUCUGAGGAGCGAUCACAGGACAGAGAAUUUCGAAAUGAUAGGGGAAGUGAAUGUGAGGGCCGGUUGACACAGGAUAGCUAUGGGUUACAAAGGUCAAGUCCAACCAGACAGGACAGUUACCCUUCCAGUACCUCACAACAGGAAAGCUGGAGGUCCCAUCCUGAUCCUGUCUCCAGACAAGACAGCUGGAAUAACAGAGAAAGUCCAGCUCGCCAAGACAGCUGGAGCAUGAAGAGAGAAAGUCCAGCUAGACAGGACAGCUGGAGUGUAAAAAGAGAUAGUCCAGCCAGACAGGAUAGUUGGAGAAACAGGUCUGAGAAGACUUCAGUACCCCUGGCUAAUACUGCAGAGGUGUUCUUAGACUCUCAGCUGGAAGAACCAGUCCGACCAAUCCCUAAACCCAGGAGUGACAGGUCCGAAAUUCCUGUUCCUGCUCCCAAACCUAGAGCAGAAAUUAUCCAGAGGGUGGAACCCGUUCAGCGUCCUCAGAGACCUCCACCCUCUAUUCCAAAGUCCAUGGACUAUGACCUUAAAGUGGACUUACCUGCUGAAAAAGUUAAUGGUGUAAACAACAGAUUUAGCACAACUAGUGACCAUAACUCCACAGCAAGUUCCGAAAAUGAUGACACUAAAAACCAGAUAGAGGUGUUAAGAAUUGAUUUACCUGAUUCUAGUGAAGUGAGAAAAGAUAAUAUCUCAGACACAUCCUCUAAAGACUCACAACAAGAGGAAACAACAAAACCUGAGCCAACUCAUAAAGAUUCAUUUAAAAACGAUUUGUUAUGGAGUGAAGAUUUCAGUGAACCAUCACCUCGAGAAAUCAUGUCAAAACUGGCCAGAGAGAGCAGAAUACGCAGAUCCCUUGAUCACCAGAGAGGGGCCUUGGGAGAUGGGCUUGACUCUGGUCCAUCAAGAAAUAUUCGAGAACCACAAGGAAUACCAGGCAAAGGAAUAGGUGCACCAACCAAUGAGGAUGAGGAGGUGGAUACUAACCCCUUACGAAUGUUAAGAGGUGGUGCAAUCCCAACAGUCCGCGGAGGGCGGGUUGGACAAGGUACGGUUUCUAAUGUUUCUUCUGUUCCUCCUAAAUUACGUGUAAAACUCCCCGCCCUGCACCAUUCGCUCAGUGUUGACUCUGGGACUAAUCGUGUUGAGCAUGUGAAUGAGGGUGACAAUUCCAGUUGUGGAAAUGAUAAUAACCUUAACAAACGGUCCUUAAACAAACCCCCUGCUGUUCCACCUAGAUCCUACAGCAUCAGUGAUGCUAAUUGUCAUAGGAACCCUGUUCCAUUGCCUCCACGAAAGCCAAUUAGAAAAUCAACGAUAAACGCACCACCUCGGGAACGAAAGUACCCUCUGUUGCCUAACGAUGACCCAGGUCACACUACUAGCUGUUCGUCGAAUGUUGCAUGGUCGUCCACCCAAAAUACCCAGACCAAGCAUGACUGUGAUGUAGAUUCCUCCGCUCCCCCACCACUAUUACCCAGAUCUAAAAGUAUUAACGCGGACAAAAACAAUAGCGAGGAGGAUGAAGACGACGACAGUGUAUUCAUCACUGACGACGACGCCCCUCAGACAAAUUUCAUAAAUCAUUCUAAUUCAUUUCAUAAUAAAUCCACUCAUCCUCCUCCAUUAGGACACGUGAAAGGUCCAACUUCAUUAGAUUUAGAUAAAUAUUCAGACAAUAAAUUACAAAACGGUUCAAGUAUGACCAACAAAGCAGCCACUUUUCCUAGAGGCAAAUUUCGACUCCAAAACGUAAAUUGUAAUUUAGAGCAGUUAGGCUUUUAUAACCGUCCUGAUCCUUUCUGGGAUAAGUCUCUUGUGGUGGCAGGUCGUAAUUAUUCUGACCCUCUGGGGAGCUCUGAGGAAGUCUCGCCACUAAUGCUUGCAAACUACAAAACGAGUGACGGUGUUAGUUACGAAGACUUGCUUGAUUUUGCAUUAGAUAGGGAGAAGAACAGCCCGGAGAUAGAGACAUUGCUUAAAGUAUUCUGUAAUGAAGUGAGUGUCCAGGACUGUACAGCAGCCCUUAAGGAUACAGGGUGGGACCUUCUUAUGGCCAUCAAAUACAUCAAGCUCAAACAAUUGCUGAGCCUAGACCUGGGGGACAUUAACCAUUGUAAGGAAGCCCUGAUAUCAUGUGACUGGGAUGUACCCAGAGCAGUGGACUAUGUUUUCUCCCAGGGCCCACCCAGUCCCGAGUGUGUGGACGUAUAGGACAAUACUCACAAACUCGACAAGGGCUCUCACCAGCCUGAUCUCCUGAGUACACUCACUCAACACAUUGUUACAGAGUAUCAUCUGUGUAAAUUAAUACUCAUUGAUCUAAUGUGAUGUGUAUACUUCCAUUUUUACAUCUACAUUGAGAAUUAACCACACGUGUACCUGCUGAUAGAUUUUGAGGCAUUUUCUGCAGCUGUCCACUGCUUAACUUGGUUGUGUGCUUUAUAUUCUGAAACAUUAUUUAUUAUUUACACAUUAACACAAUUUUAUGGUGAAAAAAAGAAUGUUGCAUUUCAUCCAUCUUUUGCCAUUUAUAAUGACAUGCAUGUUUUUGUAGAAUUUUUUUGUGAGAGGUAAAGGAAUCACUGCUUGCCUUUUCAUUUAUGUACUUCCUAAACAUCAGAAAGAAUCUGUGUGAAACCGGUAUGAGAUGCUCAAUAUUGAGUUAAGUUGCUAAAAGUCGCAAAAUGUUCAUUUUUAACCAUUGGUUUUUGUCAUCAUGCAAUUUUUUCUUGAAAUUUUCUGCUGCUGAAAAAAAAACAACUCAGCAAUCAGUCAUUCUUUACAUAACUUGCCAGUAUGAUUAACUGUUGAUUGUAUAAGUAUAAUAUUGUUUUAUUUGUAUUUAUUCUGUAUAAUUAUACCAUUGUUAAUAGAAGUAGCAUAAUAAACCAGAUAGAUUUAUUACUUGGAUACUACUUACUAUCAUGUUAUUUACAGUAUUAUCACUAUCAAAUAUAUACCACAAUGGUAACAAUAACUAUCAGUAUGUGUCAAAAAAUAUGUUAAAUAUUGGAUUUGAAAAAAAUCUGACCCUUGGCCAAUGUGUUAGUGCUCUAUUAGAAAAAAAUAUAUUGCUAAAUUGUACAUGUAUAUAAUAUGUGUAUAGUAUGUAUAAUUUUAUGUAAAGUUUAUGCUAAUAUGUGCAAUAUCUUGAGCUAGUUCAUUCAUUUGAUGUAACUUUGUGCUUUGUCUAUAUUGAGUUGGUGCCUAUUCGCAGUAUGCAAUCAUUGUCUUGUCGUGCCAUAUAGGUUCAAUAUCAUGUACUUCCCCAUUCACGUGUUUCAUUUCCUUGUUCAGAAAUUGUGUUAGCUCUUAGUAACUUGUCAACUGAAGGAAUAAUAAAUAUGAAAAUUGUUUAUAAUGAUAGAA